Messenger RNA from Pistacia vera, 1206 nucleotides. Its product is annotated as annexin D3. The record is from RefSeq and is a predicted model, not a curated record. Lineage: Eukaryota; Viridiplantae; Streptophyta; Magnoliopsida; Sapindales; Anacardiaceae. The transcript is spliced from 6 exons. Gene Ontology annotation, molecular function: calcium ion binding; calcium-dependent phospholipid binding. Gene Ontology annotation, cellular component: cytoplasm.
GUGUAUGGAAAACAACAGAAACUGAAAGCAGAAGAGCAAGAAAGAACAAACAACACUUUGAUAUUUUCUACUUCCAGAGAAAAAAAAUGGCAACUCUAAGAGUGCCAGAUAUGGUUCCUACUCCUGAACAAGACGCUCAGAAACUCAGGGAGCUCUCCAAGUUUUUGUGAGAUUUGUUUGUAGGAUAUGGAGUGGAUGAGAAGUCGGUGAUACGGAUAUUAGGACAUAGAAAUGCAACUCAAAGGAAGCAAAUCAGAGAAAUUUAUCAUCAGCUUUACAAUGAAGAUCUCAUUGAUCGUAUCAAUUCUGAAAUCGCUGGUGAUUUUAAAGAUGCAUUGAUUUUUUGGACAUAUGAUCCUGCAGAAAGGCAUGCAAGACUAGCAAAGGAAUCAUUGAAGAAAAAAUUCAGUGUUAAACACCUACAAGUGAUAGUUGAGAUAGCAUGUGCCUCAUCCCCUUACCAUCUCAUCGAGGUGAGGAAGGCGUAUUGUUCUCUUUUUGAUUGCUCACUUGAGGAAGAAAUUGUGUCUGUAGUUCCUUUCGCACUAAGAAAGCUUCUACUGGGUCUAGUGAGCUCAUUCAGGUAUGAUAAGGAACUGGUGGAUAUAGAGUUAGCCAAAUCAGAAGCUGAUGUAUUACAUCAUGCCAUCACAUCAAAGCGAUUCGAUGAUGAUAAAGUUGUUCAUUUAAUUAGCACUCGGAACUUCUAUCAGCUCAGAUUAACCUUUGAGUGCUACGGAUACAAACAUGCUAAUUCUAUUGAGGAGGAUAUCAAGAACGGUGGGAAGGGUGAUUUGGUAUCUCUAUUGAAAAUGGCCAUCUUAUGCAUUGACACCCCAGAGAUGCACUUUGCAGAGGUAAUCAGAGAUUCCAUUCUGGGUAUUGGGACAGAUGAGGAAGCGCUAAACAGAGUCAUUGUGACUAGAGCUGAAAUUGACAUGAAGAAUAUCAAAGAAGUGUACCCUCACAUGUACAAAUGCACCGUGGAAGAUGAUGUAGUUGGUGAUACAUCAGGAAGCUAUAAGAAUUUCUUACUCACCUUGACUGGAGAUAAAUACUAAUUCAUUCAGCUCAUACCCAUGUUGCAUUUUUAUUUCUCAGUUCAGAUGACCUUGAAUUGCUCAUAUUGCCCUCUUUGAAUAAAAAAUGUAUGAGUUUGUUGCUGUAAGAGAUUUCAGCAGUUGCAAGAUGACAUUUUUGCAUUUC